AUGAAUAGGAAAGUCAAUGACCAAAAGCCCUCUGAUGACGUCGCCAACGAGCAUAUUGAGCAGAUAUGUGGGGAUGCUGAGAGUCAUGACAAAGAAAAUGAUGACUUGGAAGCACUUGAACGCUCUCACUCCAAGCAAAUUAAGCUGAGUAACGUCACAUUUUUGAUGGUCUUGGUCGGAUUUUGCAUGGCAUUUGUCGGCUCCCAGGUGAUUUCCCUUAUAUUUGCUGCUCUCGUCACCACUGUCGCGAAUGACCUCAAUGCCGUUGACGACUUAGUGUGGAUCUUCUCGGCCGGUUUGGUGUCUAUCAGUGCCGUGGCUCCCUUCGCUGGUCCAGUUGCCGACCUCUUUGGGCGAAAAAGCGUGACUAUUGUGGGAGUGCUCGCCUCGAUGCUGGGUAUGAUUCUUUGUGCCGCAACCCCCAAUGGAAAGGGUUUUAUUGCGGGGCAGGCUAUAUCAGGAGUUGGGGUUGGGAUCCAGGAGCUGAUGUCAAUCUCUGCUGUGGCUGAGCUGGUACCGACUUAUCAACGAGGAUUCUAUGCUGCUCUUGUCGUGUCCGCUUUCUUGCCUUUUGCCCCGGCAUCAUUGUACGGAGAGCUGAUUGCACAAUAUAGCUGGCGAUAUUGUGCUUGCUUGAUUGCAAUCUGGAACUUACUGACGGCUCUUGUUCUUGCCAUCUUCUACAAUCCCGCACCUCGAGUCAACGCCAUGGGAUUGAGUCGUAUGGAGAUGCUUCGCAGAAUUGACUUCCUAGGAGGAUUCCUCAUGAUUGCAGGCGUUGUUGUUUUUCUUAUCGGGCUCAACUGGGGAGGAAAGACAUAUCCCUGGAAUUCUAGUGCGGUGCUUUCGUGCUUAAUUCUUGGUGCCAUUCUAGUCGUCGCCUUCUUUCUAUACGAGACUUUGUGGGCUAAGUAUCCCAUGUUUCCGAGACGUCUACUUCUACAUUCUCGUGCAUUCGUUGCUUUAAUGGUGGUGAUCCUCGUCGCGGGCAUUAAUUAUAUCCCUAUCUUGUUCUUUUGGGUCAUGCAAUCCAUCAGCAUAUACGGCUCAGGUCAUGUUCAGGCGGGCAUUCGGACGUUACCAUUUGGAUUCUGUAUUGUCGGGGGAUCAUUGAUUUCUGCUAUCAUGAUUUCCUCAUUCAAAGGGUAUCUUCGUCCUAUCAUGACAAGCUUCUGUGUCCUCCAAGCUGUCGCCAUUGGCUGUAUGGCUGCCGUCGAUCGGAAUAAUAUUAACACUGUCUGGGCCCCUCUUGUGCUUGGUCUCACCGGUGUUGGUGGAGUUCUCGUUCCCAAUCAAGUCAUAGUCACAGUCAUAUCUCCAGAUGAUCUCAUCGCAACGGCAACAUCUCUAACCGUGUGCCUUCGCUCCGUUGGACAAGUUGUAGGAAUCAGUAUCUUCUACACCCAAUUUAUAGCGAAACUCACCGAGGAAGCAGAGACGAAAAUUGUUCCUGCUGCGAUAAAAAUCGGCAUUACUGAUCCAUUGACCCUUAAGACCAUGCCGUCCACGCUUCUAGCAAUUCCCUUUUCGGAAUAUGCGGCAGCGCUUCCUCAGCUAAAACGGCCGGAAAGUUAUGAAUUUUUGCAUCAGGUUGUCAUUAGUGCUUUUGGGGUUUCCUUUUCUAAAGUCUACUUGAUCUCGAUUGCCUUCGGAGCUACUGCUUGUAUCGCGAGCUGGUUUCUUGGGGAUCUCACAUCUUUAAUGGAUGACCAUAUUGCUGUCUCAUACUUCUAG
Penicillium macrosclerotiorum is the source of this 1734-nucleotide messenger RNA. RefSeq names its product fungal trichothecene efflux pump. Gene Ontology annotation, cellular component: membrane. NCBI's taxonomy places the organism in Eukaryota, Fungi, Ascomycota, Eurotiomycetes, Eurotiales, Aspergillaceae. Gene Ontology annotation, biological process: transmembrane transport. The record is from RefSeq and is a predicted model, not a curated record. Gene Ontology annotation, molecular function: transmembrane transporter activity. Bases 1 to 1734 code for a protein of 577 amino acids. The transcript has 3 exons.